UCGCACGUUUUUACUCUAGCUAGCUUCACGCAGGUUCCGCGUGUUGAUACUGAAGAGAGAGGAUCGAGGAGAAACAAGUUUGUCGCAUCGCAGAGACACAAACUCAGGCUAAAACCAGAGGAAAAUGGACAUGAAGAAGCGGGUUUCCUUAGAACUGAGGCACCGGUCGCCGACAGAAGUCACGGAGCUGGUUCUGGACAACUGUCGCUCCGGCGAAGGAAAGAUCGAAGGAAUCACGGAAGAGUUCUCGAACCUGGAGCUGCUCAGCCUCAUCAACGUCGGCCUGACCAGCGUAGCAGACGUCCCCAAACUGGACAAACUCAAAAAGUUGGAGUUGAGCGACAACAGGAUAUCGGGCGGUCUGGAGGUCCUGGCGGAGCGGCUGGUCAGCCUAACGCACCUCAACCUCAGCGGGAAUAAGUUCAAAGACAUCAGCACCCUGGAGCCGCUGAAAAAGUUGCCCCAGCUGAAGAGUCUCGACCUGUUUAACUGCGAGGUGACCAACCUGGCGGACUACAGGGACUCCAUCUUUAAGCUCCUCCCCCAGCUCAUCUACCUGGACGGGUACGACAUCGACGACUGCGAGGCCUCCGACUCUGACGGCGAGGGAGACGGAGUCGACGACGAAGAAGAGGGCGAGUCGGAGGACUUUGAGGAAGAGGAAGAAGAGGACGAGGAGGACGUCGUGGCGGAGGAAGAUGACGACGACGAUGACAGCGCUGACGACGAGGACGGAGAAGUGAACGGAGACGUGGACAGCGAGGACGAUGACGAAGAUGAGGACGAUGAAGACGAUGAUGACGAGGACUCGUCUCCGGUCAAAGGAGAGAAGAGGAAGAGGGAUCCUGAAGACGAGGAUGAAGACGAAGAAGAUGAUUAAAGACGCACAAAGAA
This is a messenger RNA of Sander lucioperca (pikeperch), 894 nucleotides long. Its product is annotated as acidic leucine-rich nuclear phosphoprotein 32 family member B-like. Bases 125 to 880 code for a protein of 251 amino acids. The transcript is spliced from 7 exons. Gene Ontology annotation, molecular function: histone binding. The record is from RefSeq and is a predicted model, not a curated record. Gene Ontology annotation, cellular component: nucleus. Gene Ontology annotation, biological process: regulation of apoptotic process. NCBI's taxonomy places the organism in Eukaryota, Metazoa, Chordata, Actinopteri, Perciformes, Percidae.